Molecule: messenger RNA, 495 nt
Organism: Yamadazyma jaroonii
Lineage: Eukaryota; Fungi; Ascomycota; Pichiomycetes; Serinales; Debaryomycetaceae
Source: the annotation of a GenBank genome assembly
AUGGGUGUAAAUACUAGUGCUGGGAAUAACAAACGUAAGAGCUGGACUCAGUAUGAACAAAUGAAAUUCUACUUUGAUAGGGGAGAUUUUGAGGUACUCCAACGGGGGAAGUGCUAUUUGGAUACAGUAUUGAAAUUGAACAGAGCUACUUUAGACCGGGAUCUGCCACACUUAAAUAUUCUCCCAUCAGUAACACAUGUUAUUACGAAAUUCUUUGGCUUGACGUCAUUAGUUUCCGGCUCCCAUCGCAAUGAAUUCAAAAUCACUCAUGAUAAGUUCGAAUCGUUGUAUGAUAAGUUCAGUGCGGAAGUUAAAUGUUACAUAGGUACAAAUAGGUACGAUGAAUUUAGACGACAAGGAGGUUACCUCAGAGUUCCUAUGAUCUAUGAGUCUCAAGCUUUAUUCUCUCAUGUAGAAAGACAAAAACACUUUCAACUUCUGCCAUUCGGCUAUCCACCACUUGAUCCACGAUAUGAAAGUAAAUUAAUAGCAUAA